This is a messenger RNA of Vicia faba (fava bean), 456 nucleotides long. The record is from the annotation of a GenBank genome assembly. NCBI's taxonomy places the organism in Eukaryota, Viridiplantae, Streptophyta, Magnoliopsida, Fabales, Fabaceae.
AUGGAAUCUCAUAACUCUAAUGAAGAUGGAUUUAAGUCUUCUGCUGGGAAACGGAAAUUUCAUAUUGAUUUGAACAAGUUUCCAGAUAUUGAAGAUUCUUUUGAAGUGGAAAGUGAGACUAUUGAACAUUCACUUGAUUCUACUACAACUGUUGAAGAGAUUGUUGAGGAAUCUGAUAUCGAGGGUGAGGAUGAAGGUAGACAACCAAUCAUUAGAAGGAAGAUGCAAAUAUGGAAUGAGAAAGAUGCAAAAGAAAUUACAGAGGUAAAUUCUAGAGAUGGUUCUCACUCAACUUCUGGUUCCUUGGACAUGAUUGAUAAUCUUCAUGAACUUAACAAAGAUGCAGAGGAAGAACUUAACAAAGAUGCAGAGGAAGAAGAACCUUUCAGCCUUGAACGUGAAGCUGUGAAGGAUGAGGUUAUGAAUGUUCUGCGAAUUUAUUUUCAUCGAGUUUAG